AUGCCAGUGUGUUCGCCAUGCCGUCCUAUACCGUCCGCCGUCGACUUUGAUGUCUCUUCUUUCUUCUCUGUCACCAGUGCCCGUCUGUCUUCACCGUCCACCACCGAGACAUCAACAUGCGCGUUCGUGCGUGUUCCCCUUGACGCCUGCUGGGUCAACGCGAUCCCAAGCGGCGGCGAAGUCAGUGCGUCAGUAGAGCUAACCUCAGUUCUCCUCCUGCGCACCCUCGAGCGUCGCCAGUUCUCCGACGCCGAGGAGGUGUGCGGUGCCAUCUGCGAGGCCAGCGGAGGACCCGUGGAAACGCCUGAGUGCGCAACAUCGACCGCUGCGGGUUUCACCACUGGAUGUCUCACCGCCGUCUGUCCCAUCCUGGUCGACCCCGACAUGCAAGCGUGCGUCAGCUGUCUGGAAGCGUACUCUGUCACCUUCACUGCGUUGAGGGCGGAGUGCGCCGUCGCCUCUUCGUCGGCGGUGUCCCUCUCCAGCUUGUCGUCCUCCUCCAGCCUGUCCGCCUCCAGCACCUCGUCCGAAGAUGAGAUCUCCUCUACUACCAGCAGCGCCACUAGCACCCGUACUUUGACCGCGACCUUGACCAGCACCGACGACCUCGAGACCGGAACCGCGUCGCCCAGCGCCAGCACCAGCUCCAGCGCCAGUACGACCAGCAGGACCCUCGAGGAACACGAAAUGAAGAGCAUCCCGCGCUACUCGCCCACGACGCUCGUGCGGCCUUCGGAUUACUACAGGUCGGCUGCGGCUCCCGGCGAGACUGCUCACGAUGGCUCCGCUGCUUCCCGCUCCAUCCCUGGUUCGGCGCUGCUGGGAGCAGCUGUGGCCCUUGCCGCCUUCAUCUGA
Messenger RNA from Trichosporon asahii var. asahii CBS 2479, 855 nucleotides. RefSeq lists its product as uncharacterized. The record is from RefSeq and is a predicted model, not a curated record. The transcript has 3 exons. Bases 1 to 855 code for a protein of 284 amino acids. NCBI's taxonomy places the organism in Eukaryota, Fungi, Basidiomycota, Tremellomycetes, Trichosporonales, Trichosporonaceae.